This is a messenger RNA of Lentinula edodes (shiitake mushroom), 1302 nucleotides long. RefSeq lists its product as uncharacterized. The transcript has 3 exons. Bases 236 to 916 code for a protein of 226 amino acids. NCBI's taxonomy places the organism in Eukaryota, Fungi, Basidiomycota, Agaricomycetes, Agaricales, Omphalotaceae. The record is from RefSeq and is a predicted model, not a curated record.
ACAUCCAUUCAUCCUUACUAUCAUGAUAGAUCUUUGACAAUCAUACGGCCCCAACUCACCCUGACCAUACAAGCGAGUCGUCCAACUCCAAGGAGAACCAAUCACCCUCAUCAUCAUUAUCUCGCAUCACACCACCCGGAGGGACACCUAGCUUUUCUCUUUCUUCUAUGCACAAUAUCCACAUCGAACGACGAACCACCAUGUCCGACAAAGAUGCCCUACUCUACUUACAACAAUGCAAAGUCCCAGCGCGCUGGACUCUGACGGGCGAAUUUCGAGCGAUGCCAGACAAUGCACAGAAUAUAAGAAACUCAGAUGGGGAUUGGACGCAAUUCAAGGAGAUGUCAAAAGUCGACGAGGUUAUUAUGAGCCUUCGACGCAAGAUGCCGGAAAUCAGACCCAUGGUUCCGAAGCUCGUCGAAGCUUAUUAUGUAUGUGUGAGGAACCAGCUUUUACGAUGGUGCUUAGUUUGAUUAGAAUAAGUCGCAUUUUAAAUGACCCGUUGAAAAUAAAUGGAAGUGUUGAACUAGCUUGGCUUUCACUUGUGUGCUUGAAGGUCGUUCUCAUCAAUGUCACAAUUGAGCUACCAGAGAAGUUUCUAGAAAAGGGUAUUGUUGGAGGAAAAGAGAUAAUAAGUUCUGUUGUUGUUCAUCAUAGAGUCCAAGCAGAUCUAGAAGGAGUAAAUCAUGAAGGGGUUUGGGUGGAAGUUGUUGAGGACGGAGGUGGUUUUGUAACAGGUAAGACGCUGACUGCUUGGAGAAUAGAUGACGUUGAGGUCAGAAUGAAUCGGGGUCUAAACGAUGGCCCGAAGACAGAAAAAAAGCGAGAUGGGCCUUGGUUUGGCCGGACAAUGUGUUGUGGUGGAUCAAUAACAGUAAAAGGAGGUUUGAAGGGCGGCGAGAUGGGCUUUGGUUGACAAUGUGUUGUGGUGAACACGAGUGAACGGAUUGAGAGCAUCUGCAGCGAGCUUCUGAAUUCUUGUGUUUCCUUUUAAACGCCCAUCUUGUUCUUCGUCUUCGCCUACAUAAAGCUGCAGUGAAAUCCGCAUUGAGUUUUCAAGUAACCACGGCACUCCUUAAACGUCGGUUAGAAGUGGUUCCGAUUCAAGCCAUGUCGAGCCAUGAUUAUCCCUCUGCGACCUCUUGUGGUGGGAGUUUUGCCUGGGCUGUAUAAGACGUUGAACCUCGGUAAUUCCAAGCAUAUCAUUAGCGAGCGAGCGGAGGAGUACGUUCCUCAUCGGAAAAGAAACAACUCUCACGCUUGGUCAAAGCUGCAAUUAUUCAACGCCUCUUCGAAUAAUGU